Molecule: messenger RNA, 4604 nt
Organism: Thermothelomyces thermophilus ATCC 42464
Lineage: Eukaryota; Fungi; Ascomycota; Sordariomycetes; Sordariales; Chaetomiaceae
Exons: 3
Coding region: 141-4514 (1457 amino acids)
Molecular function (GO): protein binding
Source: RefSeq, a predicted model, not a curated record
GCCCAGUCACGAAUUCUCGCCUUCUGAAACGCAAAAUCGACCUACCAUCGCCACUAACACCUGUAACACAACACCAACAUCGCCUACUUCAUCUUGCGGAAAUUGCACUCUCCCCGGCUUUUUGCCCGCACGACCUCGCCAUGCCUCAGUUAACAUCGAGCUUUGCCUCCGCCGCCGCAGGCCAGAACCGCGAUUCCAAAGCGAGCGGACGAAGCGAUUUCUCUCGCGGAGCCGGAAGUGGUGAAUGGCCUCGCUCGAACGGCACCAGAACCUUCCGCCGAGCGUCUACCACCCCGUUCAACCAGUCCUCCUCCGCGAAUGCGACAGACGCCUCACAACAGACGGCCGCCGACCCCCCUCAAACGUCUGCGAACUCCCAGUCUGCCUCCUUCGAUCCUCAGAACCCUCCUCGCUAUACCAGGGAGGAGCUGUUGGAGAUUUACAAGAACGAUUUCGACCCGUCUCAGAUCGACACGUCGAGCAUCCUCAUGCCCACCUGGAACCCGGCGCAAAUGAAUGGGAACCAUGCUCGUCCUUGGGGCAAGUCUUCAGAUUCCCCUCAUUUGCCGCAGGACCCGAGCGUGUGUUGGGACGCGGAAGGCACGGUGAAACCCAUCAGUUUUGAGGACAUGUCGCCAGAGGAGCGGGAGAUGUUCGCCACCGAUGUCAAUUCGACUCUAAAACCACCCCAGCAAAACAAAGAUGGGAGUCAUUCGGGGGCCGGAGGCGUCAACGGGCGGAAAACCUCGGUAAGCGUUGGAAACCAAGCCAACUACCAAACCUCGUCGCCAUCUACCGCCUCCCGGCCAGGCACCCGCCGACGAGAGACGACGGAUACGAACCCUUUCCCGGGGGGGUCGACCGCAUCUCCGACAGCGAACCGUUUCGCUCGCGACGAGUCGUGGCUCCCUCGACAGAGUACCGAGGCGAAGGAAACCAUAUCCGACGAGCCGGAGGAGGAUGCGAGUGCUCGUGAUGCAACUUCUACCAGGCCCCCGCCGUUCGGAUUACCGCGCAGUAAUCCGACCGGCACCUCGGGUUUCGGGGCCCAGAGCUCGCUUUGGGUACCAGGUUCCACACCGGCCGGUUCUGGCAUCGGCGCGUUCGGAAACUUUGCUCUCCCAACGCCGGGUAUUGGUGACAAGCGUUUCGGCACCGGCGGCAGUCGCCUUGCGCACCUUAUUCCCAAGGACUCGACAGACAAUUCCGGCUCGAAGCCGAGCGAUGCUCCCAGCUGGCGCCCUCGUCAACGUACGGAUACCGACCCCUUCGCAAAUGACGAUGGCCUUGCGGGUGGCGCCAUGUUAAGCGGGGGGCACGACGACAGCCCGCCGACCACUGCUGCUCCGCAGCAGCGUGGCGGCGUCUUCGACACCCCUGUCAAGGGCAACGCCGGGGACUUCGGCAUGGCCGGGCUAAACCUUGGGAACCAGGGAGACGGCAAUGGCCCGGCGAGCCCUUCUGAGACGAACCCGUUCCGCAGCCCCACUGAUCGGAAUGAUGACGGCCGUGGAGAACACGACGGGGAUCGGCAUGGUCAGCCAGGUCCUGGAUCGGACCAGCAGUCCAAUUUCGGGACUUUCCCCCGGUCUCUCGGUGCGGCGCCCUUUGAUGGUAGCGACCGGAGCCAGACUUCAAGUGUUGGGGCCAAGGGUUUCGCCAGUGUUAAUCCCCUUUCCGGUUGGCCAGCUGGGCCGACAGCCAGCACUCCUGACCGAGAGCGGGCGCCGUUCCAGCAUGCCUUCGGGAACAGUUUCCUCACUCCUUUCACUGACCUUCCGUCCCCCGGUCUCGGCGGGCUCGGCGGCGUGUUUGGACCUCCCAGCGCUUCUAGGCUGGGACGUGGGAAGCUCGAGUCUCUGUUCCCCCCGGCCAUGCAGGCCCAGAUGCAUGCUCAUGACCAGGACAAACUGAGUGACUCUGUUCCCGAUCUUCGCCAGGCAAACCCACUGGGUGCCAUCGGUCGUGGCACGAUGGGUCUGCAGCGUGACACAGGCAGCCCCGUAAGGUCGACCAGGAGCGGUUUCGAAGACCUCUUCUCGACAUCGGAGUCCGCCCGGUCGCCGUUCUCGACGGCUGAGCAAGCUCAGCCCAGCCUCACCUCGACGGCCCAGGCGCAGUCUUUUGCCGCCACCGCCGGCGGAGCAUCAUUCCCGACCACCCAGUCCUCUGACCCCACUCCCGUCAGAACCAUGGUGAUGCCCGACAGAAUGCGCUGGGUUUACCUGGAUCCACAGGGGACCAUGCAGGGACCGUUUAGUGGUCUGGAGAUGAACGACUGGUACAAAGCCAACUUCUUUACCCCGGACCUCCGCGUCAAGCGUCUCGAGGAUCCCGAUUUCGAGCCUCUCGGUCAACUCAUCCGGCGCAUCGGAAACUCCAGGGAACCCUUCCUUGUCCCCCAAAUGGGCAUCCCCCACGGACCUCCUCCCUCGGCUGGACCCUUCGGGGGAAACUCCUCCGAGGCUGUCCCACCGCUUCAAAGCGCGUUCCCAUCCUUCGGGCGGACGCUCACGGCGCAGCAGCAGAACGAGCUUGAGCGUCGGAAGCAAGAAGAGCAGAUGUUCCAUGCUCGCCAGCGCGAGCUCGCUCAGCAUCACGCCGCGUUUGGCAGGUUGCCGCCAAUCCAGCCCGGGGCCUUGCAUCACCAUUCUAGCGCCCACAGCCUUCAGAGCCAGCCUAGCUUUGGCAGUAUGACGUCCCCGAUCGGAAUGACGCCGCAACAUCCCCUCGGCCCUAUCGCCCCUGCCGGUGGGUUCUUCGAUUCAGCCGCGGCCAUGGCGCCGGGCCCCUCUCAGGGUCCCAUUGGGCCUAAUGCUGACCUGUUCGCCCCGGAUCUGAACUUUGCCGAGCGCCAGAUGUUGGCGAGCAUGCAGUCGGCUGGAAGCCUCUCUGGUAACUUCCCUAGCUCCCAAGCUGUUGGCGGUCGCGUCGGAGAGUCGACAAGUAGUUUGCGCAGUCAGCUGCCCAGCGUUGAUCAGCUUCAGAAGGAUCCUGAAGGGUUCAAGGAGCGACUCGAACAGUUUAACGAGUUGCGGGCACAGUUUGAUGCAGAGCAAGCUGCUGCCGAGUCUAAAGCUUCCGAGGCAAAGAAAGAACCGGAGGGACCCGAGAAUCAGGCGGUCAGCCAGGCCAACGCCGAGUUCGCGCAAGAUACGACCGCUUCCACUUCGCAGCCUGCCGAGAAGAAGACGGCGGCUCAACCCCAAGCUGAGCUCACGCUUACCGAGAAGGUCCGCAAGACGCAGGCGGACAACGCAAAGUCGUCUCAGCCGGCAGCGGGUUCGGACCUUCCCAUGCCGUUCCCCCCGCCGGCGCAGUCUACGACUAUCGCAGCCCCCACUGCCCAGCGUCCGGCUUCGAACCUGCCGGCUAGAUAUGGUGAACGCUCCGCAUCGGGAACCCCGGAGACAAGCUCAGAUGCGGCCGCCCUCGCGCCGCCUCCUACGGCUCCCUGGGCACCGCAGCCCGGUGCGGGCAUCCAGAAGGGUCCGAGCCUGAAGGAGAUCCAGGAGGCAGAAGCCAAGAAGGCUGCCAAGAAAGAGGAGGCAGCGGCUGCCGCGAGGAGGGCUGCCCUGGAGCAGGAAGCUGCGGCCAUCCGGGAGCGCGAGAAGGCGGCUGCUGCCGCUGCCAAUUCUGGCCUACCGGCGACCAGCACCUGGGGUACCGGUUCUCCUGUGGGCGCGCCAGCCGGUAGCCCGUGGAAGCAGCCCGCUGCUCUCAAGAACGCCAUGGGUGCGGGCGGUUCCGGGAACGGCGCUCCCAAGAAGACGUUGGCUGAGAUCCAGCGGGAGGAGGAGAUGCGGAAGCAGAAGGCGGCCAAGGAGGCGGCCGCUGCCGCCCAGUCAAGCACGACUCCGGUUCCUUCGAUGGGCAAGCGGUAUGCCGAUUUGGCCGGCAAGACGUCGGCAUCGCCCGGCCCCAUGGCGUCUGCCGUGGCCGCUCAGCCCAGCCAGGGCGGCGGUUGGGCGACUGUCGGUGCCGGUGGCAAGCUCAAGGUUCCUACGGGACCUGCCGCCGCGCAGAGCCGGUCCUCAAGCGUGGGCAAUGUCAAGACUACUCCCUCCCCUGCCACUGUUAAGGCUCCGGCCAAGCCGGCUCAGACGUCGCUCAAAGACGCCAAGAGCCUUGCCAUGGAGGAGUUCAAGAAGUGGGUGCAUCGCGAGUUGGCGCGUGGCCUUAUUGGGGUCGCCGACAUUGAGCAAUUUGCUGUCAUUCUGCUAGAAAUGCCCCUGGACCCCUCGCUCCUCGCCGAAGCCGUGUACGGGUACAGUACCACCAUGGAUGGACGCCACUUUGCGGAAGAAUUUGUCCGGCGCAAGAAGCUUGCGGAUAAGGGCAUUGUCGAGAAGGAGCCCAUCAGUGCGGCCAACGACCCCAGAAACAGCAGCAACGGCGGUUGGAGCGAGGUGGCUAAGAAGGGCAGCGCAAACAGUGCGAGCGCCGCGGCAGCCGCUAAGGACGAGAUCCCUGGAUUCAGGGUGGUUCCGAGCAAGAAGAAGGGCAAGAAAUAGGCUGAUCUGCUUCUUGUUUGGCACGUGUAUUGGAACGUGUAUGGGCAGGCAGAACCAUUUUUGGACGAUGAGCUGCACAGCGCUUGAUCA